Oncorhynchus tshawytscha (Chinook salmon) is the source of this 1372-nucleotide messenger RNA. Its product is annotated as THAP domain-containing protein 1. Bases 332 to 1189 code for a protein of 285 amino acids. The record is from RefSeq and is a predicted model, not a curated record. The transcript has 4 exons. Gene Ontology annotation, molecular function: sequence-specific DNA binding. Lineage: Eukaryota; Metazoa; Chordata; Actinopteri; Salmoniformes; Salmonidae.
GUGACGUUAUCAAACAACCGUUGAGGGCAGGUGCGCCAUUUUGGCUCAAACAAAGUCGGAAAUUAUUUACUUUGCAAUUUCAUAUUAUUUGGCAUGCUAACAUCGCUUAAUACUUUUGUGAACCUUUGUGAUGAUAAAAUAUCUUAUGUGAGCUCAUGUUUCAACCAUGUUCUAUUUAGUUUUGUUUCCUAUGAGAACAAGUGUAAAGUUCUGGUAGCCUUCGCUAGCUACAAGCUAGCUCUGUUGUUUGAUUGGAAUGCAAGUAACUGGGGCUAUAGUUCACUUGCUAGCUAGCUGCAUGCAGCAGUUUUGACUUGUUAGCGCGAUAGGUAUGGGUGGGUGUUCCGCUCCAAAUUGCUCAAACUCAACAACCAUUGGGAAGCAACUAUUUCGUUUUCCAAAAGAGCCUAUACGCAAGAAUAAAUGGCUUGUAAACUGCCGGCGUAAUUUUGUACCAACUCCACAUUCCAGACUGUGCCAGGACCAUUUUGAGCUGAGUCAGUUUGAAGAAAUAGCCAGGUCGCCAGCAGGGGGAAAGAAGCUGAAACCAAACGCUAUCCCCACUCUUUUCAGUGUGCAAAAUCCACCUUAUCCCAUCACCCCACAGAUAGUGCUACCUUUCAAACCAGAGCCAGUAGAGAGAGAUCUGAAUGUGGGGGAUCAUGGCUAUGCACGGCGGCAACCAACUCUGGGCAUGGAGGAAGAUGCUGAUGAACUACACAAGGCAGAGGAACGUCCCUGCACCCAUUGUCAACCGUACAAAACCCUGCUGGAACAAGAAAUGCAACACACUGCCAGACUUCAGAAAGAGGCUGAGGAAAUGAAGAAGAGGAUGUUCAAACUGGACAGAAUAGAGAGGGGCCUCCAGACAUUUCUGUAUGAAGACCAGAUCCGUGCCCUGACCCUGACCAAGCGUUCCAGGAGAGCUGUGUGGUCCCACGAGACAGUGCUGAAGGCUCGUAAAAUCCGAUGUGCAGUCGGUGCCAAGGGUUAUGAAUUCCUUCGGGAGUUAGGCUACCCUUUGCCCUCUUAUAGAACUUUAUGCAACCGCCUGGAGGAAAAAAUCAUGGUGACGACAGCCAUGGGCUGUGAUGAGCUUGCAGAGCUUGGUCUAGGAAUCAUAUCUACAUGUGACAGUCCAGAGGGAGAUGGGGACAAUGAGGAGGCUUUCAUUGGAGUGAUGUCAUGACUCAUGAAUGAGAGAUUUUUGAUCAAUUUGUUUGACUAUGUGUUUCAUUUUGAAGAAUGCAACGCAAAAUGACAGGACAAUAUAACAGAGACUGACGACAGCUAGUAGCCCUAUGCGGUGAAGAACAUGUGGAAGCAUAUGUACAAUGGGAGAUGUUAGUGAUAAAGUGUUCUUGCUUCUGGA